GAUCUGUACUCUGCAGCUCCAGACUGAGGCUCAGGGUGCCUCCAGCGCUUCAGACGAGCCUUUACAACACACAAACACUCAAACACUCAGAGAGUUUUUCAGCUGUCAGGACUGCUGCACCUGCUCUGCUGCUUCAGCUCAGACUGUUCACGGAGGAGACACUAACGGGAGAAGAUACUUUUCCGUUUGGGGGAAAAAUGAAACUUGAAGUUUUCUCUGCGCACCACUUCGCGCAGAAGCCGCUGGAGUUGUGCAUGGACGCAGAAGGGGGAGUCCCGUCUCCUCUAUCCGGGGACGAGCUGGGGUCGGACGGGGACUGCGUGGCCAACAGCCCGGCACCUGUCACCCAGAGCGGCGACGGCAGCAAGGGGAAGCCCUACACCCGCAGACCCAAACCCCCUUACUCCUACAUCGCCCUAAUCGCCAUGGCCAUCCGGGAGUCCAGCAGCGGCCGCCUCACUCUGGCGGAGAUCAACGACUACCUGAUGAAGAAGUUCCCGUUUUUCCGCGGCAGCUACACCGGCUGGAGGAACUCGGUGCGCCACAACCUGUCACUCAACGACUGCUUCCUCAAAGUGCUGCGGGACCCAUCCAGGCCAUGGGGCAAGGACAACUACUGGAUGCUCAACCCGCAAAGCGAGUACACCUUCGCUGACGGGGUGUUCCGCCGCAGGAGGAAGCGCAUCGCCAAGAGGUCCUCCAAGGAGCAGGACAGCCCGGACAUCCUCAGCGAGGACACCCGCCUCCCCGCCCCGGAGGAGAGGGUGGGGACCAAGUUCUCCAGCUCCUUCGCCAUCGACAGCAUCCUCAGCACACCUUUCAAACGGAGGGAGGACAGCCACGUUGACGCAGAGACCCACGCCCCCCGGUUUUACUGGCCCCCAGGGACCCACAUACUGCCUUACGCUCUGAGCUAUCCGGCACAGCACACGUACCUGUCAGAGGGGCAGUACAGCAGCACAGAGCCCAGCAGGGAUGCACUCACAUACCUCCAGCAGACAGCACCACCUGAGGCCGCUCUCCACGCGCUCAAGAUGCCCAACAAGGCGCGUGGUUUCCAUAUAGACUCUUUGCUGUCAUAAAGCUCAGAAAGCUCCGGGACUCUGUCAGACCUGUGUGUCCUUUGACCCAUGAUGUGCACUCCUGUGGGCGCUCUUAAAGCUUUCAGUACUUUAGCUGUUUAACUGUUUGGGACUCAUGUUUGUCUCAUGGUGACACUGCAGCGAGAAAGAAACAAACAUGCCUGUUGUUAAUAUAUAUUUUAUAACUGUGUGGUGACUGAGAAGCUGUCAUCGCACCACUGUGUGUGUGUGUGUGAGUGUGUGUGAGUGUGAGAGAGUGUGUGUGUGUGUGUCUAGAGAGUGUUUGUAUUCAUGCAUUCACGGUUCAUUGGUCAUUUCUACUGUAUGACGGCAACCAAGUGCCACGUUGAAACAUAAAACUAUUCAUCUAUUUAUAUUUUCAUGUUUUUUUAUGACCUGCUGUAUAAAAUAUUGUUGUAAAUAUAUAUAAAAAAAAAUAUCUGACUGAGCUGCGAUGAGAAAUCACGUGGCUGCACUAAAAAAAAAAACUAAAAAAAAAAACGCAUGGAAAUGCCCGAUGUGUUUUUCCUGAGAUUGAUUCAUGCAUGCCUGGUAUUUUUAUGAAUAAAAGCAACAAAAAAAA
Larimichthys crocea (large yellow croaker) is the source of this 1665-nucleotide messenger RNA. It is a transcript of the gene foxq1b, whose product is annotated as forkhead box Q1b. The transcript has a single exon. The record is from RefSeq and is a predicted model, not a curated record. Gene Ontology annotation, biological process: cell differentiation; regulation of transcription by RNA polymerase II; anatomical structure morphogenesis. NCBI's taxonomy places the organism in Eukaryota, Metazoa, Chordata, Actinopteri, Sciaenidae. The coding region runs from base 198 to 1082 and encodes 294 amino acids. Gene Ontology annotation, molecular function: RNA polymerase II cis-regulatory region sequence-specific DNA binding; DNA-binding transcription factor activity, RNA polymerase II-specific.